CACAAUUUCAAUUUACAAAUGCAGAGUCGACAAACCGUAUAGUAAAAUAUAUAUAAAUCACAAUCUAUUUAUAUAAAUCACCCUCCGCGAUUUCUUAUCGCGAAACAAGCCCGAUAAUAUCAGUGGCACGGCUAAGCGCUGUUUCGCAGCGGAGGUCCGUGUCGUUUAUAUUCACUAAUAUCACAAAAUCAACAACAUAAACAAAAACAAACAAAACCACCACCCCCUCCCCCGCUUCCGCGACGCGGCCCCGGCCACUCCCCGCGGAGCACGCCGCCGCUCGGCCGCUCUUCCCGGCCGGCUCGUCCAAUGGAGGCCGCGGUCGCUCGGGGACGGGCCCCGGCCAUGUUGUUGUUGUGUGUUUGAAUGAGGAAGGAGCGGGAGAGAGACAGACCGGGGCUUGUGUGUGUGUUUCUGUUAAAGCCGGGGAUUGGAGUUGUAUUUCCCCCCCGUCCACAGUGCUUCCCUGAGAGGCUGGGGAGGGUGUUUUUGUUUUGAUAUCUAACAGGGCGGUGCGGUCGGGGUUUCAACCCCCCGGGUGAGGGACCGGAAAGCGCCCGGGUUUACGGCGCGUUUUCGGGGGCAGCUGGAGAGAGUUCUCUCGACUUAACUUUUUGUUAUUAUUAUUAUUAUUAUUAUUGCAAAUUACACACUCGGGCUUGCGUGUCUGUGGCCGCUCCAAACGCAGCUCCUGUACUAGAUAUUUAUUUUUUACACCUUUUUAAAAGAAACCCGAGCCAUGUUUAAUAAGCUGUGCGAGUGGCUGCGGAUCGCUAGCCCCCGGGACGGAGCGGGCGACCAGGCGGCAGCGCCGAGCCCCAGAGCCCGGUGUUUAGCGAGGAAGAGACCGUGGAGCAGUGUGGAUGGAGAUGCCGACUCGGAGCCGGGGGAGAGAGACUUUAAGAAGUUCAGAAUGGGGGAGCUGUUGGGCUCCGUGAAAGUCGCGGCAGGCGGGGUGAGAAGCCAGGGAAGCAACGCGCUGUCCUGGGUACGGAGUAACCUGAGCCCGGCUCUGAGCUCGGUGCUGCUAAGAGGAGCCCCCCAGGGACCGCCCAGCGACCGAGCCCGCCCCCCGAACCCGAACCGCCCCCCGGGGGAACAGAGCGAGUUUUUGAGAAGGACUCCCGGGCCCAUCAGCGAAGCUUUCCUCGCUCCUCCGGGGAACUGCGGCUGGAAAGCUUUCUCCAAAACCGAGUUCUCUCAUGGUUCAGGUGAUUGUAAGAGACGCUCUGUUCCCGCAGCUCUGCUUUUCCGAAGCUGCAAAUCGAAUGGGCACUCACACCGUGCGGGCCCCACCCCGCUCCCCAGCGCCGCGGCCGCACCAGCGGAGGCCCUUCUGGGAAGAACCCUGUGUCUCGGAGCGAACAGAACCCACGGCCCCUCCAGCAGCAGCAGCGGCAGUGGUGGGGUCGUCAGUGUGCAGUGCAGCCCGCGGCCCUGCAGCUCCAUGUAUGAGAAGAGCUUCCCCGUCCGAGUGCUGGCCAGCCCGUCCAGGAGCAGCUCUUCCCUGCACUGCAGCCCCCGGAGCACCUGGAGAGGGGCCAGGAGACAGGGAGGGGGUGCUGCGGAGGAGUCUGUGCGCAGGGAGGAGAAGGAGGUGUACAGGCAGCUUCUGGAGAUGGUGUCUGGAAGCAAGUCCCGAGGAUCCCCCUCAUACACGGGCUGGCACUCCCACAGAGACCUGUCCAGUUUCCUGAGCAGCAGAAGCUGCUUGAUCCGGACAGCGCCCCCUAGCUGGCUGGAAGAGGAGGACGGAGAGGAGCGUUUGGGCGGGACCCUCGACGGCUCUCCCGUUCCCAGUAGCCAGGUCUCCAGCGCUCUGCCCAGCCCAGUGGCUGGGAGCAGUCCCCUGUCCGACCACGGGUUUGAGGGGGACACCGUCUCUCUGUCAGUCCCCUCGCUCCUCAUUGAGGAUGACACGCAGUCCUCAGGUGAGUCCCACGCUUCCUGGCUGUAGGUCACGAUGAAACUCGAAAAGGACGUUCUGGC
Molecule: messenger RNA, 1989 nt
Organism: Polyodon spathula (Mississippi paddlefish)
Lineage: Eukaryota; Metazoa; Chordata; Actinopteri; Acipenseriformes; Polyodontidae
Exons: 8
Coding region: 740-1957 (405 amino acids)
Source: RefSeq, a predicted model, not a curated record